UCCACCUAUAAAUUACCCCAAACCCUAGCCCUUCUGCCUUCGCCGCUCCACAGGGGAGAGAGAGAGAGAGAGAGAGAGAGAGAGAGAGAGAAUGACGACCCGGUUCAAGAAGAACAGGAAGAAGCGCGGCCACGUCUCUGCCGGUCAUGGCCGUAUCGGGAAGCACCGCAAGCACCCCGGAGGCCGCGGAAACGCCGGCGGGUUGCACCACCACCGCAUCCUCUUCGACAAGUACCACCCGGGCUACUUCGGCAAGGUCGGCAUGCGAUACUUCCACAGGCUGCGCAACAAGUUCCACUGCCCCAUCGUCAACGUCGACAAGCUCUGGUCCCUCGUCCCGCAGGAGGUGAGGGACAAGGCCACACCGGAUAACGUCCCCAUGAUUGAUGUGACCCAGUUUGGAUACUUUAAGGUUUUGGGUAAGGGGGUGCUGCCGGGGGCGCAGCCGGUGGUGGUGAAGGCUAAGUUGGUUUCGAAGAAUGCUGAGAAGAAGAUUAAGGAGGCUGGUGGGGCCGUCGUGCUUACUGCUUAGGUUUGGUUUUUUUUUUGGAUUAUUCUGGUCGAUUUAUCGAUUAGGGUUUUUUAAGUAUUAAUGUUUUGUUGUUAUGUUGAAUUUCGGAGUAAUGACGUUUUUGGGUUUUAUAAGGCAUGAACUUAAUUUACUUUA
This is a messenger RNA of Rhododendron vialii, 667 nucleotides long. Its product is annotated as large ribosomal subunit protein uL15x. The transcript has a single exon. The coding region runs from base 92 to 532 and encodes 146 amino acids. Lineage: Eukaryota; Viridiplantae; Streptophyta; Magnoliopsida; Ericales; Ericaceae. Gene Ontology annotation, biological process: translation. Gene Ontology annotation, molecular function: structural constituent of ribosome. Gene Ontology annotation, cellular component: cytosolic large ribosomal subunit; ribosome. The record is from RefSeq and is a predicted model, not a curated record.